GGUCGAGGUCCUUUCUUCCCAUCAACUCGACCACCGUGGGGCCCCAUUGACUCUGCCUGCCUUCUUGAUGAAGAGCUCGACCCGUGGCACGCAACACCCUGAGUAGCGGUCGAUCGGGUUGACUUUCUAUUUACUCCUUUUUUCUCCUCUUGCGCCUUUCCCAUCCCUUAACUAAUCUAUUUGGGGUCCCUUUCCUCUUCUCCGCCGGCCACCAUGCUCCGCCAGACUUCGCGCGCCCUCAAGGGCUUCGCCGAUGUUCGGCCUGGCCAGCAACGCGCUCUCACAGCAACCCAGAGAGCCGCAGUCGUGACAACAAGGCGCAAUUGCCCGUCAAAUGUCAGAAAUCAGUCGUCAACUGCUGCUGCGAACCCCUCCGUCACCGAUGCACGGCCGACCCCCAGCCCGUCGUUCAACCCUGCGACCACCAGAGAUCGAAGCCAUGUCCAGCCUCUCGUUAACCCUCGGAAGAGCGACAUGGAUGAGUCGUUCAUUGGGAAAACAGGAGGAGAAAUUUUCCACGAGAUGAUGCUCAGACAUGGCGUGAAGCACAUCUUUGGCUACCCUGGCGGCGCGAUUCUGCCCGUGUUCGAUGCGAUCUACAACUCACCCCAUUUCGACUUCAUUCUUCCGAGGCACGAGCAAGGUGCCGGCCACAUGGCUGAGGGCUACGCACGUGCUUCGGGAAAGCCCGGUGUUGUUCUGGUGACGUCUGGCCCCGGCGCUACCAACGUCGUCACCCCAAUGGCCGACGCGCUUGCCGAUGGCACGCCGAUGGUCGUUUUUACCGGCCAGGUUGUCACCUCGGCCAUUGGAAGCGACGCCUUCCAGGAGGCCGACGUGGUUGGCAUCUCCCGAGCUUGCACCAAGUGGAAUGUCAUGGUCAAGAGUGUGGCCGAGCUGCCGCGGAGGAUCAACGAGGCCUUCGAGAUCGCUACCAGUGGAAGACCUGGGCCCGUUCUCGUCGAUCUCCCCAAGGAUAUUACCGCCGGCGUGCUCAGGAGAGCUAUCCCGACUGACUCGGCCAUCCCGACGAUUCCUAGUGCUGCCUCCCGCGCGGCAAUCGAGCUGACCCAGAAGCAGCUGAAGGCUUCAAUUCGCCGUGUGGCCGAUCUUCUCAACAUCGCCAAAAAGCCUGUGGUGUAUGCUGGCCACGGAGUCAUCUGCUCUGAGGGCGGCGUGGAACUGCUGAGGGCUCUCGCCGACAAGGCCUCUCUCCCCGUCACCACCUCCCUCCAAGGCCUGGGGGCUUUCGACGAGCUGGAUGAGAAGUCCCUGCACAUGCUCGGCAUGCACGGCGCUGCGUACGCCAACCUGGCCAUGCAAGAAGCCGAUCUGAUCAUUGCCCUUGGCGCGCGCUUCGAUGACCGCGUGACUUGCAGUGUUGCCAAGUUCGCCCCUGCCGCCAAGGCUGCGGCCCAGGAAGGACGAGGUGGCAUCGUCCACUUUGAUAUCCUGCCCAAGAACAUCAACAAGGUCGUUCAGGCGACCGAGGCCAUCGAAGGCGACCUCGCUGCCAACCUCAAGCUGCUUCUGCCGCACGUCCAAGCCAAGACCAUGGCCGACAGGCAAGCUUGGUUCGACCAGAUCAAUGCGUGGAAGAAGAAAUGGCCCCUUUCAGACUACGAGCGGGCUGAGCGCUCGGGCCUGAUCAAGCCCCAGACGCUGAUCGAGGAGCUGAGCAACUUGACGGCUCACCGCAAGCACGACACGUACAUCUCCACGGGUGUUGGACAGCACCAGAUGUGGGCUGCUCAGCAUUUCCGCUGGCGUCAUCCCCGAUCUAUGAUCACUUCCGGUGGCCUGGGCACCAUGGGAUUCGGCCUGCCUAGCGCAAUCGGCGCCAAGGUUGCCAAGCCCGAUUCCCUGGUCAUCGACAUCGAUGGCGAUGCGUCGUUCGCCAUGACCAUGACCGAGCUGGCCACUGCCGUGCAGUUCAAUAUCGGGGUGAAGGUCAUCGUCCUGAACAACGAGGAACAGGGCAUGGUCACGCAGUGGCAGAACCUCUUCUACGAAGAUCGUUACUCCCACACCCACCAGAGAAACCCCGACUUCAUGAAGCUGGCGGAUGCCAUGGGCUUGCAGCACAGGCGCCUGGUCAAGCCCGAGGAAACCGUCGAUGCCCUGAAGUGGCUCAUCGACUCCGAUGGGCCCGCCCUCCUGGAAGUGGUCACAGAUAAGAAGGUGCCCGUGUUGCCAAUGGUCCCGGCCGGAUUCGGUCUCCACGAGUUCAUCGCCUGGGAUAGCGCCAAGGACAAGGAACGGCGAGAGCUGAUGCGAGAACGCACCGGCGGUCUCCACGGUUAGGCUGCACACCUUAUAAUCUGGAGUGACUCUGGAGGCACGAUGAGAAUUUCUGCAUUCAGACCGCAUGGGAUGGCAUCGGCAAAAAAAUAUCGGCAAAAAAAAAGUUGCUCGCAGAUCUGUUGCGAGAUCUGGUAUGCUUUUUACGGAUGGCCCGGGCUGUUGGGCCCGGAUUUGCGAUUUUAGCGCACCGCCGUGCAGGCUGGUGGGUUGUAUAUAUUUUGAGUUGAUACCAUGUCGUUCAGCAUUUGAAACUCGUCAAGGUGGUCUCUCGAGU
This is a messenger RNA of Thermothielavioides terrestris NRRL 8126, 2578 nucleotides long. RefSeq lists its product as uncharacterized. The transcript has 5 exons. Gene Ontology annotation, biological process: L-valine biosynthetic process. Gene Ontology annotation, cellular component: acetolactate synthase complex; mitochondrion. The coding region runs from base 214 to 2304 and encodes 696 amino acids. The record is from RefSeq and is a predicted model, not a curated record. Gene Ontology annotation, molecular function: acetolactate synthase activity; flavin adenine dinucleotide binding; magnesium ion binding. Lineage: Eukaryota; Fungi; Ascomycota; Sordariomycetes; Sordariales; Chaetomiaceae.